Molecule: messenger RNA, 2291 nt
Organism: Striga asiatica
Lineage: Eukaryota; Viridiplantae; Streptophyta; Magnoliopsida; Lamiales; Orobanchaceae
Source: the annotation of a GenBank genome assembly
AUGGAUUCUUCAUCUUCCGCAUCUGAUCAAGGUUCCCAUUCCGACUUUGAAGAUAAUGAUUAUGAGUUAGAAGAAGAGGUGGGUGAUGAUGACAAUUUCAAAAAUAAAAAACCUAACCCUCUUAACUCGGUUCUUUUCCAAAUCUCGAUCGAAUUGACAAGAAAACUGAGCCACAGCCACCGAUUUCAGGGCUUUUGGUUUGUGAACCACAAUUUUGGAUAUCGCACGGUGGGUUUUUUUCUUCCCCUCCUUUUCGAAUUCACUUUGUUUGAAACGGGCAUGGAGGAGCCGGUGGCAGUGACUUCGCAAAAGCACGACCCGGCAUGGAAGCACUGCCAGAUGUUCAAAAACGGUGACAAGGUUCAACUCAAAUGCAUAUACUGUGGAAAAAUUUUCAAAGGCGGCGGCAUUCACCGCAUCAAAGAGCAUCUCGCGGGCCAGAAAGGCAACGCCGCCACUUGCCUCCGAGUCCAACCCGACGUCCGCCUGCAAAUGCUGGAGAGCCUAAACGGAGUCGCCGUGAAAAAGCGUAAAAAACAGAAACUUGCAGAAGAAAUCUCAAUAUACGACAGUCCCGUGGCAGCCCACAGUACCGAAACCGCAAACAACAACAACGGCCCCUUAAGCACAGAAGUCGUUUUGCUCCCCUUACCCGAAACAGCCGAGCACGAACCAGACGUGUUCGUAAACCGAGAAGACACAAGUGGAGUAAGAAAGAAGAAAGGAAGGGUUCGGAAAGCUCCGGACACUUCUUCUUAUCCCUGCCUUCUCCCAGCGCCUCCCACGAACAACUCGAGGAAAAUAAGCAGCACAGUCAACAUGGCCGUGGGCCGAUUCUUCCACAACGUGGGCCUUCCCCCCGAAGCCGUGAUGUCGGCCCACUUCCAGCCCAUGCUCGACGCCAUAGCCUCCCAAGGGCCCGGUGUCGUGGGCCCCACUUACCACGACCUCCGAGGCACCGUCUUACGAAACCUCGUCCACGAGACGAGGGGCGAAUUCGACCGAUGCGCGUCUGCCUGGACGAGAACCGGCUGCACGGUUUUAGCAGACGAACGCAAAUCAUUCGUCAACUUCUUCGCGUACUGUCCCGAGGGCACGGUUUUCCUCCGCUCGGCUGACGUGUCACACGCGCCCGACUCGUCUGACCUCAUAUUCGAGCUGCUGAGGUCAGCGGUGGAAGAAGUUGGCUCGAGAAACGUUCUCCAAGUGGUGACGGGCUCUGACGAGAAGUACAUUCUCGCCGGAAAAAGGCUGGCUGAACUCUACCCGACUCUCUUCUGGGCCCCGUGUGCUGGAAAGUGCAUCGAUCAGAUGCUUGAUGACGUGGCGCAAAUCCCGUCUGUGAAUGCUGUUCUCGAACAGGCAAAAUCGGUCUCGAAAUACGUGUACUCGAGUGGGCCUGUCUUGAACAUGAUGAGACGGUACACGUUUGGGGUUGACUUGGUUGACUUGGGUCCGACUCGUUGUUCUACAGAUUUCAUGACUUUGAAAAGAAUGGUGGGGAUUCGAAACCAUCUUCAGUCGAUGGUCACGUCUGAAGAAUGGAUGGAGAGUCCAUACUCGAAAAGUCCAGGCGGGUUUUCGGUUUUGGAUACGGAUAAGAUUAUGAAGGAAACUGCGGCUUAUCAUGGAGGUGCGGGGGAUUUUGGUCGAAAGAUGGCUAUCAGAGCUAGAGACACUUUGCUUCCUUCUGAGUGUGUUACGGGCAACAAACUACCCAAAGCUGUCGAUCCUAUUUCUUAUGAACACAUUAACUUGGUUGAGGAUUGGGUUGUGGAUAAUAAUAAAGACUUAUGCUCAGAGGGCUCUGAAAAUACAGAAUGGAUGGCUGUUGAUCCACCUUUGGGUAAUGUUAUGUCCCUGGGCCCACAAACCGACGAUGUUGAGGCUCUCGGUGCAGGAUUUGAUGAUUACGAAAUUUUUGACCGGGUGAAAGAUGGUGAAGAAAACGGAGAAGACAAAAUAGAGGACCAAAUAGGUUGUUCGCCAGCGAAAUUUCCCUUGAUAAAGGCAGAGGAAGAAGACGCGGAUAGAGGCUAAAGUAAGAAAACAUCGUUAAGUUAAACCAAGUCAGAUGAGUAUAUAUUAGCUCACUUGAAACAAUUUCCCUUGGUGAAUUUGGAAGAGUUUUACGAAUUUAUUUAUGCUCAUGUAGAAGAAAUACUAUAAAUUCUCUUGACUCUGCCCUUGAACUUGCAUGUAUAUAUGGAUUGUAUGAAUAUCUUAAAUAGUGAAUAAAUAUGCAACAUUUUUAUUCGAAUUUUCGAUCCCACAUCCUAUAUGGAUAGGUG